AUGAGCAAGCGCUCAUUCGAGGAGUCCAGGGAAAGCCAGGUACCCGAAACAGAUAGUAACGGCCUGCUUCCCAUCCACGAUCUGCUGUCGCCAAGCGAUGAGCAGGAGCCCAGCACGACCUCGUCUAAGAAGCCUCGGAACUUCAUUGCCACGGUGGCCUGUGAGACUUGUCGGUUGAAGAAGACAAGAUGCGACGAGUCGCGCCCCAAAUGUGGACUGUGCAAGUCCCUUGGGCUGGACUGUGUUUACAAUGAGCGCAAAUCAUCAAAACGCGAUCAGUCGCUCACUAUGAUCAUGAGCACUCUGCACCGGCUGGAGACUAAGCUGGAGAAUAUCCCGACUUCUAUUUUAAGUGAUCUUAACUCACUCCGAGGUCAAAUGCGGCAGGUCUCAGAUGUCGCGCAAGAGACUCACGCAUCACCUGCUCUCGUUGGUGAAAAUCGCCGCAUUGCAGCCAUGACAUCUUCCUUCACGCCUGCACGGGAGGAGGAUGAUUUUGAUUGGGAAGAUAACCAAUCCGCCCCAGAUCCAUCGGGUCGUGUUUCAAUCUCAUUCAGUCAACACGGAGUCAUCUUAUGGCCUGGUGCGCGAAGCAUUCUUCCCAAGCAGUUACUCGCAGCCUACGCAACACUAGGCAAGAAUUAUGUGGUCGAAUUAGAGUCCACACGCCGACCGUUGCCCAUGUUCACCACGCCUUAUCCUCUGCAUGCCGGAGAGCAGUGGCUCGAGCUAGUGCCCUUGUCCAUGAUCAAGGGCCUUGCAGAUGCAUUCUUUGCUGUGUUCAAUCCGUUUACACCCAUCAUGGAUAAGAGCUACUUCUUCUCUUUCACUGUUGGCUCAGCCCUUGAAAGUGGAUUUGGGUACUCGAUGGAGAGUUGCAUCGUUUUAACCGUGAUGGCGCUGGGUUGUCAGGCUGUGCUCGCUCAUCAAGAAGGAAACUAUCCUCUUCCUGGUACUACUAGUCAUCGCUUUGAAGCACCAGAGUGGAUGAAUGUCGUCUACGAGGAACAGCCAGGUCUGCGCUUCUUUAAUGAGGCGCGUCGGCGUAUUGGAUUCUUGAUGUGUGACAAUGAUAUCCAAAGCUGUCAAUUCUAUCUGCUUUCUUCGUGCGUGACCCUUCCCUGCGAUUCAUCAAGCCCGUCGCUAAUCCAGUACAGUGUAUACUAUAGUCAAAUCCUCCGUCCAAUGGACGCCUGGGCAAUGAUUCACCGUGCCGCCACCUGCUGCUUGUCAAUGUUAACCAACCACGACGUCAACUACGAUCAGUGGGAAGGCGACAUGAAAUCCCGUGUUUACUGGAAUUGCCUAAUGAACGAAACCAUCCUCGUCCAAGAACUCCACCUCCCACCAAGCGGUCUCUCUCGACUAGAAGAGCAAGUCCCAAUCCCAAAGUUCAUCGGCUUCGCCGCAACAGGCUACGGAGCAAAUCGCUACCCAUUAUCCAACUUGGUCGACGACUCUUACUUCCAAUACCACUUCCUCGCCCAGGUCGCACACCGAAUCAUCCUAACCCGCAUCCGACACUCCCUCUAUUUCUACUCCGAUUCCGGGUCCAUCCCUUUACCCGCCGUCAACGCCGAACUCCGUCACCAACUCGAACAAUGGCGCAACAACCUCCCACCCGCUAUCCAAUUCCCCGAUGCAGGUCUCCCACCCUCGCAUUCGACUCCAGGAGAUCACACAAUGCACCACCCAUCGCCCUCAACACCCGCCUCUCCACACCCAAUAUCAUCGCCCCGACCCGCUGAUCCGAAUCGUCCGCUUUCCCCAGCAUUGGCAGUUACAGACGCGAUGCUUCGUGGGCGAUACAUGAUCGCACAAUUCCAUAUCGGUCGUCCAUACCUCUACAAAGCACUACGCAUCCCGAGUAAACUAACAGACGACGAUAUCGAGCAAAUCAAAAGUGGGCUCCGGCACGCGAUGGACUGGCCCGUUACGCAAGGAAUUUUCCGGAAGAUGAGGAGUUGUAUCCCGAUUAAAUUUGCCUUUUGUUCGCAAUUCUUCGGUCAAAUACUAUUAUUCUAUUGCAUCGCACACUCGCCCAGCCCCCGUGUACGUGAAACACUACCACCAGGCUGGGAAAGGUGGAACGACGAGAUGAUGCGGUUUUUGGAGGACUGUGCAAGGCAUAGUCCGGCUGUUGCACAGGAUUUGGAGCUUUUGCAGUCCUUGUGGCCUUCAUGA
Messenger RNA from Penicillium longicatenatum, 2184 nucleotides. RefSeq lists its product as uncharacterized. The transcript has 6 exons. NCBI's taxonomy places the organism in Eukaryota, Fungi, Ascomycota, Eurotiomycetes, Eurotiales, Aspergillaceae. Gene Ontology annotation, biological process: regulation of DNA-templated transcription; DNA-templated transcription. Gene Ontology annotation, molecular function: DNA-binding transcription factor activity, RNA polymerase II-specific; zinc ion binding; DNA binding. The coding region runs from base 1 to 2184 and encodes 727 amino acids. The record is from RefSeq and is a predicted model, not a curated record.